This is a messenger RNA of Salvelinus namaycush (lake trout), 2699 nucleotides long. Its product is annotated as E3 ubiquitin-protein ligase listerin-like. Gene Ontology annotation, biological process: ribosome-associated ubiquitin-dependent protein catabolic process; rescue of stalled cytosolic ribosome. The annotation marks the transcript as partial. Gene Ontology annotation, cellular component: cytosol; RQC complex. The record is from RefSeq and is a predicted model, not a curated record. Lineage: Eukaryota; Metazoa; Chordata; Actinopteri; Salmoniformes; Salmonidae. The transcript has 17 exons. Gene Ontology annotation, molecular function: ribosomal large subunit binding; ubiquitin protein ligase activity.
UUCCCUUUUCGGACCCCAUGCUUUUUGGCUUUUGCUCGCUAUCUAAUGUUUGAAAGUUAACUUAAUCUGUAAAAUAAAAUACAUAAAAUGGGGGGAAAGAAUAAACAGCGAACGAAAGGAAACGUUCGGCCGUCCAGCAGCGGGCGGGCUGCCGAGUUGCUGGCCCGGGAGAGUGGUGUCGUACCCGGGUUCGUGGGGUUCGCCACCACAACGACCACAGAGCCGGGCUAUGUGCCUGCUGUCCAUGGGGCAGAGGAGAUCGACAACCUGGUUGAUGCUGACUUCCGCCUGGUGUUGAGGAAACUAUCAAAGAGAGACACAGUCACCAAACUGAAGGCAGCGCAGGAGUUCGGGGCUAUGUGUCAGGAGCGGGACUCAGAGGUCGUUAAAGGAGUUCUACCUUACUGGCCCAGGAUCUACUGCAAGAUUUCAAUGGACCACGACCGACGUGUGAGAGAGGCCACCCAGCAGGCGUUUGAACAACUGGUCCUGAAGGUGCGGCGUAGUCUAGCCCCCUACCUGAAGAGUGUGAUGGGCCACUGGCUGCUGUCUCAGUGUGACAGCUAUCCUCCUGCUGCCUCUGCUGCCUGCCAGGCCUUCAACGCUGCCUUCCCCCCCAGCAAACAGGCUGAGGCUCUUAGCUUCUGCAAGGACGAGGUUCUCACUGUACUUCAAGACAACUUGCUGAAGGAGACGGCAGACACCCUAAGUGACCCACAGAGUGUUCCAGAGGAGGAGAGGGAGGCGAAGUUCAUCCGCCUGCUUACCAGCUCUCUACUGGGGGUGAAGAGACUGCUGUCCUCCUUACCCCAGACAGACACACACAACCUGCAGGACAGACUGACACACCUCCUCAACCAGGCCAAGUUCUGGAAGUACAGCAGACACAAGACCCCACAGGUGCGUGGUGCUUUCUUCGAGGUGGUGUCUUCCCUGUGUGAACACACUCCAGGUCUCAUGCAGACUGAGGCUGCCAGAGUAUGUCCCGCUGUUCUACUGUCUAUAGACGACACGGACCCUGUGGUGCUGCCUCCGCUCUGGGAAGCUGUACUCCACACGCUCUCCACCUUAACAGACUGUUGGAGUCAUGUCAAUGCCAGGAAGGCUGUUCUGCCUAAACUGUGGUCCCUGUUAAAGGAUGGGGGUAAAGGUUUGGCUACAGCCCUCCACUCUAACCUGCUACCCCUCAUCAGUAAACUACCCACUGAGGUCACGACACCUAACCUAGACUUCUAUACAACCUUCUACAGCUGUCUCAUACAAGGCUUGUCCAGUGAGCGUGCUGUGUCCAGUCCUUCAGAGAGUGCAGCUAUCGUGGUGUCAGCAGUAGAGUGUUUGAGAUACACUCUGUUACAGAACACUGGGGAGGAGGAGGAACACACACGGAUACGCACCGUGCUCCUAGAACAACAGCUCCUCCCCCUCAUCGACAGUGCCUUGGGAAGCCCCUCCCUCCAAGCCGGUCCCCUUUUCCCAUUGGUUACGGACAUGCUCGUCUCCUGGGAGAAGAGGGCUGGACUUCAGGAUGUGGGUGUGCUUAGCGAGGGAGAGAACGAAGUUGUCUUUGAUAGGCUGCUGGCGGACUUCUGGGAGGGGCUUAGGGUGAUGUUAGCCCGUCGUGUACAGAGUGACAGUCUGGAGCGGAAAGACCUAGAAGGAAUGUCCUCGCUGCUACAGGUGAUGCAGAGCCCAGUGAGUGCCGGCAGGAAGCAGACCAAGAAGAAGAGAUCGGUGAAGAUCUGUUUCUCUGAGCCAGAGAGUUCUGGUUCUCCAGAGGAAGAGGGCGAGGUGGCGCUGAAGUGUGCCCAGCUGGAGGCCCCCGAGCUGGGCCAGGAGACGGCCGAGGGCCCCCUGAAAAGCUGGCACCUGGAGGAGAUUGUCUGUCAGCAGGCACAGAUCAGUUACUCCCAUGUGAAUGAUAAGAACUCGGAGAGACAUCUGGUGUACCUCUCUCUUCUCCUUCGCUCCUUCCAUACCCCCAGGGUCUUCACUAUGCUGCUCAUCACAUCAGAAGAGGAGAAGUUAAAAGGGAAGGAUGAACAGAAGGCAGAUGGAGGAGGGGGAGGUGGCGUGCCCCCCCCCAGUAACCCUGCUGUGCGGUUUCUACUGGAGCGUGUGGUGUUGUGGCUGGGGCAGGAGGACAGGAGAGACACCAGUUACCUGGUAGAGAUGGUGUUCAGUUCUCUACGCUGUUGCAGUCCACAGGAGACCACACGCAUCCUCAACCAUAUCACCACGAUGGAUCUAAAAUGGGGAGUUCUUCUCCAGAUCAUACAAAAGGCGUGUGCGGACCCUGUAUCUCUGCAGGCGUGUGGUGAUUGGUUUAAGGGCUCCGUGCUGGGUGAGCGGCUGCUGGGGUUGGCUGAGGAGCUGUGUGAGGUGGGACUUAAAGGCUCCGGCUCCGCCCCUAAUAGGGACAGCUGGGCUCUGAUCAGCCUAGCGCUGUCUCAGCAUCAUAAUAAUGAGCCCCUGAUAGGAGCUGUGUACGUGGAGAAGAUGAUAGCCAAGCUCCAUGCUACCCUGUCGGCGGCUAAAGGUCUGUCUGAGAGGGGUAACCUGGAGCCGCUGGUGUGUUUCAUCUGUGAUGUGGCCUCCACGUUCUUCACCUCCGUAACACACUGCCUCCUACUGGCCUCCGCUGAGGAGCUACUGCUCACUGUCUUCACACUCACCGCACAGGACCAGACACACACACACCU